AUGCCCCAGUGUUAUAAAUUGAUUAGUAAUUGUUUUAAUUGUAAGAUGCAAAAAUGGGCAAAAAUUUUAGCUACAAUUGUUUGCUCAGCUUUGAGUGCAUUAUUUUCAGGUUUAACUAUUGGAUAUACAUCAAUUGAUUUAUUCCAACUCCACCUCUUAUCGCAAUUCACACCUACUACAAAAGAAGACAUUGCUAAUCAAAAACGAGCAAGAAAAAUUAUUCCUCUAAGAUCUGAUCCAAAUAAUCUUAUGAUUGCUCUUAUAGCAUGUAAUGCUAUGAUCAAUUCAUUACUUGUACUCUUUGUUGGAGAAUUAUUCGAAUUUGCUAUGGGUUUUAUUGUAUCAUCAUUAAUAGUAACGAUAUUUGGUGAGAUAUUUCCACAGACUGUAUUUUUCCGUUAUCAGCUUCAACUUUGUUCAUUUUUUGCUCCAUUGACAUUUGUAGUAAAGUAUGUAUUAUAUCCAAUAACGAAACCAAUGUCGAUGUUAUUGAAUUUGAUAAUUGGGACAAAUACCGAAGUAAUAUAUAAUAAACAACAAUGGAAAGCAUUAGUAGAUUUACAAAAAGAGUGUGGUGGAGUUUUAAGUGAAGAAGAAGCUAAAUUAUUAAAAGGUUGUCUGAGUCUUAGUAAUGUACAGAUUGAUUCAAUUAUGACACCAAUAGAUAAAGUGUUUGGAUUAGAUAUUGAUUCAGUAAUUACAAUUUCAUUAAUACAAGAAAUUGCUAAAGAAGGUUAUUCCAAAAUCCCUGUCAUGGAUAAAACUAAAUCACAACCAAUUGUAGCUAUAUUAUUAAUCAAAGAUUUACUUUUAUUAGAUCCUAAUAGUAGUUAUCAACUUGAUGAAUUAUUAUCUACCAUAGGAAAGCCAGCAUAUGCAGUAGAUCAUGAUAUUGGAUUAUUAUCAGUAUUAAUGCAUUUCAAAGAUGAUCAAACACAUAUCGCAGUAGUACGCAAAGUCGAAUAUCAAAAUAAUUCCGAUCCUUUAUAUAAACAUAUUGGAAUUGUUACACUCAAUGAUAUCUUUCAAAUGAUCAAUCAAGAUGAAAGUGGUGAAAUAGUAAUGACAACAGGAGAUUCAGUAGAAAGAUCACGUCAUAGAAGUCGAAUAUUUAAAAUUUUGGAUAAUUUAAAAGACCCAAGAUCAUUUAAUUUAAAUUCCAUUUUAGAUAUCCUACCAAUACAAGAACCAGAAAAUCUACUCAAAUUAUUAAGACUACCAAUCAAUCCAGAUAAUCUAGAUAAAAUUAAUCAACAUCGUAUUUAUCUAAUUAAACCACAAGUCUUUUUACCAACACAUUCAUUAACUAUUAUUACUAAAGGUAUAGUAACAGAUGAAGAUAAUAAAUGUAAAUUUGAAGCACCUUUUGUAAUAAAUCAAAAGAAAGCGAAAUUAACAUAUGAAAAUGAAGUAUUUGUUACAUUAACAGAAUGUCAUCUCAUACAAAUUAAUCCUGAUUUACUCAUUUCUACAACACAAGUACCAACCAAACAUUUAAAUAAUACAAAUAAUAACUUAAACAUAUCACAGUAA
Messenger RNA from Theileria annulata, 1533 nucleotides. RefSeq lists its product as uncharacterized. Lineage: Eukaryota; Apicomplexa; Aconoidasida; Piroplasmida; Theileriidae. The coding region runs from base 1 to 1533 and encodes 510 amino acids. The record is from RefSeq and is a predicted model, not a curated record. Gene Ontology annotation, biological process: magnesium ion homeostasis. The transcript has 5 exons.